AUGAAUUCGCGACAGCGCGGGUUCGACACGUUUUACGACGACCAGGUCGCAGCCCGUCGCCAAUUCUACGCGCGAGAGACUGCUGUGAAUCGCAUCAACGGCGUCGCCGUCCUCGUCACCGUCGCCGCCCUCCUGGUGACUCUGCUCGCCAAGUUCUACAGCCCCGACGGAUCGCUCGAGGGCAUCUUCUCGCUGCUCGGCACUUUCUUAUGGGACGCGCUGGUAUUUCUCACGCCUGCGCCGCUGCUGUUUGCGCUCGACGACUGGAUGGACUCCUCCGCGACGCGACCGAUGCGCGAUACUACGAACCAGAGCAAUCAUGCGGCGAAGAGCGAGGCGAUGCGGAGGGUCAUGGGCCUGGACCGUCAAGAUGGCGUCAUGAACUCGGUGCUUCGCGCAAGAACAAGAGCGCUGUCCAUGACGGGCAGUGUUCUGGGCCUCAAGACAGACUCGGACCGGCCGGCGGGACUCGGGAACCGAGAUAAUUCGUGCUACCAGAACAGCGUCCUGCAGGGGCUGGCUUCUCUGCAGUCGAUGCCUGGCUACCUCUCAGCGUGCCUCAAGGGUCUGGAAGAGGCAGGGCAUGCAGCUGAUGGGAAUGUGGCUCACACGCUGCGCGCGCUCAUUGCAGAUCUCAACAAUGUUUCGAAUAAUGGGAAAACAAUCUGGACGCCUUCUGUCCUCAAGUCGAUGAAUACUUGGACGCAACAAGACGCCCAAGAGUACUAUAGCAAGGUUCUGGACGAUGUCGAAAAGGCAGCGGCGUUGGCAGCCAAGAAGCUAUCUGCUGAAAAACUCGCGGGAUUGGAGUGUGGCGACUUCAGCAACACGGACGAAGGCUCGACUAGUGAACACAGCGACGACAGUGGCUACCAAAGUCAGUCACCAGGCUCGAGAGCGGACUCUAUCAAAACUUUGCGGAACCCCUUGGAGGGCCUUCUGGCCCAGCGAGUGGCCUGCGUGCAGUGCGGCUACUCAGAAGGGCUGUCCAUGAUCCCAUUCAACUGCCUGACUCUCAGCCUCGGUCUCGACAAGAAUCACCACGAUCUGUACGAACGACUAGAUGCAUACAGCAAACUCGAGGCUAUCGAGGGAGUGGAGUGCCCGAAAUGCACCCUGCUGAAAGCACAGAGACUCCUCACUAAGCUUGUGGAGAGAAUGCGAUCAGAGGGCGCGACCGACGAUAAGCUGGGGGAGCCUCUACGAAGACUAGAAGCCGUCCAGCAGGCGCUUGAAGAAGACCAGUUCGACGAAGAGACAAUCAGAGAUCGCUGCAAAAUCGCCGCACAAAGCAGAGUCAACGUGACAAAGACGAAGCAGAUGGUGGUCGCGCGGCCGCCUCAGAGUCUGGCGGUCCACGUCAACCGAUCCGUCUUUGACCCGUCAACCUUCAACAUGAUCAAGAACUCUGCGCCCGUGAACUUUCCGAUGACGCUGGAUCUGGGUCCAUGGUGCCUGGGGAGUGCUGGAUCCGCGAGGUCCGCAGACAAGGAUGCCGCAGCUGACAAGAUAGCCCAACACGCGGAGGAGCGCUGGCAACUGGAUCCCAUGACAUCCAUGGUCGCGGGAGACAUGGGCGAAUCGAGGCUGACGGGGCCCAUCUACGAGCUGAGAGCGGUUGUGACGCAUUACGGGCGGCAUGAGAACGGGCACUACAUCUGCUAUCGGAAGUAUCCGCCUCUCAAGUCGCAGAGCGCCGAUCAUGCAGAUGACAAGGCCGUGGCCUCGCCUGGAUGCCCGGCCGACAACAAGCCAGCCGAGCCGAGCGCGGAGGACGAGACAACGACAACAACAAAUGAUGAGAAGCCCAGUUACAAUGACAGAGACUCGACUUGGUGGAGGCUAAGCGAUCAUAACGUGUCGCCAGUCAACGAAGAGACCGUCAUGAAUCUGUCGCCCGGCGUCUUCAUGCUCUUCUACGAAUGCGUCGACGCUUCCAUGGUUUUGCAUUGCGACGACGAAAUCGAGGCGCCAAAGUCUGCGAACAUUGCCUCGCCUGUCACGAUGAACCAGGACGAAGGCAGAGCGCAGAAUGGAGCCCCCACUACCCCGGCAGCAACGGCAUCUUCAGGGACCGCUCGAGGCGAGACUAUCCCUUCGACGGCGGCCGCUCUGGGGGCUGAGCAGUCGGAGGCGGCCUCUAGAGGCACUCCGGAGGCGGGAGAUACAUCCUCACCAACAUGA
Molecule: messenger RNA, 2184 nt
Organism: Trichoderma reesei QM6a
Lineage: Eukaryota; Fungi; Ascomycota; Sordariomycetes; Hypocreales; Hypocreaceae
Exons: 1
Coding region: 1-2184 (727 amino acids)
Biological process (GO): protein deubiquitination
Cellular component (GO): cytosol; nucleus
Molecular function (GO): cysteine-type deubiquitinase activity; cysteine-type endopeptidase activity
Source: RefSeq, a predicted model, not a curated record